AUGAAAGUUACUACUUAUUUAAAGGUAUUUCAGAGAAUGUAUGGAUAUUUAUUUAAAGUAGGAAGAGUAGUUGCUACAAGAUCAGCUAUUACAAGUAGCAGCAGCAGUGGUUUCACUUCAAAGAACCGUCUGUUGAGAUGCAAUCAAUUGUUCUCUUCGAAAGCAAUGUCGAUGAACGGUGUCUCAAAACACUUCUUCACUACAUUGACACCAGAGUCACCAUUGAAGUUACAAAUCGAUCAGGAACUCGCACUCAAAGACGAGUUUGAUGAAGAUCCACUCGACACCGUCGACGAUAACCUCGGUGAAAUCAGUAACGAAGAUGGCGAUAUGACACCACUUCAAAUGGCCAACGAAGAGUUUCAAGCAGCCAUCGAGCAGAGCACUCCAGACAAACCAGAGGAUGACGAUGAAGAGCAAACCGAAUGGUUAUUAAAAGACAAUGCUUCAAUCAAUGAUAAAUUAGAAGAACUUACAAAGAAAAUAUCAGAAUAUUAUACACCAAAGAAAGAGAUCAUCUCUAUCGAUAUUCAUAAGCCACAAAUCACAACUGUAACUAGCAAAUGCAAUAACCUCAUUAGACAAGCAGAGACUUUCUUGGCAAACAGACAGUUUGACAGAGCAGAGCCAUUACUCUUGGGUGCACAAAGUUACUUUUUAAAGAACAAACAACUAAUACAAGCAAACAAAGAGAAAGAUGCAAUCACAUCCGAUCAAUUACAAGGUUACAUCUCUGCAUAUCUAGCUAAUAUCUAUCAAAGUAAAAAUCAUUAUGAUACUGCUAAGCAAUAUUAUGAAGAAUGUUUACCAUUAUUAGAAAAGUCAAAUGAUAUCAACUUUUAUGGUAGUGCUUUAUUAAACUAUUCAGAAUUCUUAUCAAAUACAGAUCAUCAAGAAGAUUGUGUUAAGGCAUGUCAAAAGGCAAUUGAAAUCUUUGAAUCAACAAACAAAGAAUCAACAGAUGAAAGAUUAUAUUUGGCAUUGUUUAAUAUGUCUAGUUAUCUCUCGUUCCAACGUAAAUUCGAAGAGGCACUUCCACUCUGUAAGAGAGCAUUUGACAAACUCUCGGUGUCACUCGGUAGAAACAACCAGGUCGUUCACACAGUAGCUGCCAAUCUCUCAAAGUUGUAUCAAGAGUUAAAGAUGAAUAAGGAACAGUUUGAAUUGGAUAAGUUGUUUGCCGACGAUCCAGAGGGUAGAGUCGAGUUUGAGACUUCGGCCGACGACCUCUCACACAUCGACAUGCAACAAUUGAAACAGAGCUGGUUGAAGCAAGGUCACCAGAGACAAGUCGACUUGGACGGUUUCCACAAAUCGAGUGCAACCUCAAAGAAAGAGUUUUCAUCAUUCUUGAGACAAUUGGAACAAAAGGGUAUCAACUGUGGUCCAGAGUCACUCGAGCUACUCACCAACGAAUUGGAAUCCGUAGAAUACGCUCCAGACCAAUUGGAAUCAUGGAAACCAAUGACCUAUCAAUACGGUGUCAAUACUAAAUAA
Molecule: messenger RNA, 1497 nt
Organism: Heterostelium album PN500
Lineage: Eukaryota; Evosea; Eumycetozoa; Acytosteliales; Acytosteliaceae
Exons: 6
Coding region: 1-1497 (498 amino acids)
Molecular function (GO): protein binding
Source: RefSeq, a predicted model, not a curated record